Microstroma glucosiphilum is the source of this 1308-nucleotide messenger RNA. RefSeq lists its product as hypothetical. Gene Ontology annotation, cellular component: nucleolus. The record is from RefSeq and is a predicted model, not a curated record. Lineage: Eukaryota; Fungi; Basidiomycota; Exobasidiomycetes; Microstromatales; Microstromataceae. Bases 91 to 1218 code for a protein of 375 amino acids. Gene Ontology annotation, biological process: maturation of SSU-rRNA from tricistronic rRNA transcript (SSU-rRNA, 5.8S rRNA, LSU-rRNA). The transcript is spliced from 2 exons.
CACGCGGCAAAACUUCGGCCGAGGUGGUGCUCCUCCUCGCCUUCCGUUCCUUGCGGUACAGAAGGAUCCUCUACCCAAUCUCAUCUCAGCAUGGCAAAGGCAAAGUCGACGAAGGCCAAGGGCCUCAAAGACACUCGUCUACCGUCGUCGCCUCCUCUUCCUCCCGCCACGCCUCUCCGCUCCCACAGGCAGGCAGAUUUGGCCGCCCUCGAAGCUCCCUUUCUUGCCUCCUUUGCAGGGGCCGACUUCGAGCAGCAGCGCAAGCAAGAAAUAAAGAAUGGUAAGAGGAGGGACACAGAUGUGAGCGUCGAGGAAGUCCUUCAGAGGCCUAGAAAGAGUCUGUCGCGCCAGCAAGGAGGCAGAGCAGCUACAACGCCCCCCGCUCAGCCGCCUCGUCGCCAGCCCGUAACCGUCAUCUUCGACGAAGGUGGCUCGGCAGGACGCCAGCAAGGGCAAGAAUCUCCAUCGUUGGAGGCGAAGAAGAAUUGGAGGGAGUUCAUGGAUUCAAAGACGGGGAAUACCGGUCCGGAUACCUUCAGCAGUGCUUCCGAAUUCAUUCGCGAACGGAAUGCUGCAAAGCAACAGAAGAAGCGAGAUGUAGAAGCUACAGCGGAAGAAGCUUCGGAGGACGAGGCAGCACAGGCAACAAAUGAUCGACAAUUGAGCCACCUCCUCAAUACUACUCUCUUCGCACGAGGUGGGCCCCGAGGAACGGGAGCCUCGAGCAGCAAAGACAAGCCAGACCUCUCCUCGCACGACACACUCGCUCGUAUUCUCGAACUAUCUUCUUCUUCGCAAGCGCGCAAAGGCCAAGUCUUUGGUAGAGGCCAAGGGGCAAAAUCGCUGAAAGCUUCGCAACUGAAGACUAUGCCCGUGAAGAUCAGAGAGGGCAUCCGAAGCGCGGCAGGAGGCAGAGCUGAGAAGGAGGUGGAGCGCAACAAGGAGAUGGGUUUGCUAAGUGACGCCUACUCGCGCAAGCUGAUGGGUAGACAGUACGAGGAUGAGACGAUGACGGGCAAGAGGCGUGAGAAAAGGGACAGGGUCAGAGGUCUGGGUAUGGGUGUGGGCAAGUUCAGGGGUGGCAUUUUGAAGUUGAGCGAGGAGGAAGUGAGCAGGAUCACCGGCGAGGGAAGGGAGGGGUCCAGAGGAGGGUCGUCUGGCCGCGGCAGAGGCGUGGGUAGGGCAAGUGGACCAGACAAGAGGGGGAGGAUGAAGUGAAGCGAACGUCGAAUGUACCAUGCUCCUGUCAUCUGCAUCAUGGCAGUCACCACCGCAGUCCUUGCCCAACGACCACUUCACCCUCACCAC